Molecule: messenger RNA, 2017 nt
Organism: Nothobranchius furzeri (turquoise killifish)
Lineage: Eukaryota; Metazoa; Chordata; Actinopteri; Cyprinodontiformes; Nothobranchiidae
Product: olfactory receptor 1E16-like
Biological process (GO): detection of chemical stimulus involved in sensory perception of smell; G protein-coupled receptor signaling pathway
Cellular component (GO): membrane
Molecular function (GO): G protein-coupled receptor activity; olfactory receptor activity; odorant binding
Source: RefSeq, a predicted model, not a curated record
CAGAUAAACAUGUACGUUUCAUGUUAGUCUGACUUAGGCAUAUCAAGAUAGUGUAAUUGUAUGUUACUUUUUUAUGAUGUUAGCCGAAAGACAGACGGGAAUACACCACAAACAACAUAGAGGUAUAAAAAAACACCUAAAGCUCUUGAGACCAGAACAAACUGAAAGAGAAGGACAAAGAGUAAAUAAAAGAAGACGCUACAGGGCUAGCAUUUGCAGUACUGCUGUCAGUACUCAUAGAGGGUUGACACAAUAACAGGUAAUCAACAUAUUCAUGGACUUUUUCAACUCUGCUCUUGGACGAAAUAUCACCUUUAUUCGUCCUGCAUAUUUCAUAAUCAGUGGAUUUGUUGGCAUUCCUUACACAGAGUACUACUAUGUUUUUCUCUGUUUUGUCUAUAUUGCUUCAGUCCUUGGAAACACAGUAGUGAUGGUCCUGAUCUACCUGGAUCAUAACCUCAGAACUCCUAAAUAUAUUGCAGUUUUUAACCUUGCUUUUGUAGACCUGUUAGGAAACACUGUUCUGGUGCCAAAGGUGAUUGAUAUCUUUUUAUUUAAUCACCUCCUCAUCCCUUACAUUGACUGUUUGAUUUUUUGUUUUUUCUGCUACACCUGCCUUUCAAUGCAGUCUCUAAACCUGGUUGCUCUGUCCUACGACCGGAUGGUGGCUAUCAUGUUUCCUCUGCACUAUCAGACAAAGGUUACACACAGAUUUAUGUUUAGUUUGAUUGCCUUUUUCUGGCUGUUUGCUAUAAUAGCUCUCCUGAUUGCUGUUGGUCUUCUCACCAGACUCUCCUUCUGUGAUUCAGUUGUAAUUAACAGCUAUUUCUGUGAUCAUGGUCAAAUCUUUGGUCUGGCAUGCAAUGAUAAUUUUCCCAGUGACGUUAUUAGUUUUUUGUUGCCAGUUCUUAUUAUUUGGAUUCCUCUAUUAGUCAUCUUAUCAAGUUACAUUUGUAUCGGCUAUGCUUUGUCUAAAAUAACAUCAGGUCAAGAAAGGGCAAAGGCACUGAAAACCUGCUCAGCUCACAUUUCAUUGGUGGCAAUCUUUUUCACCCCCAUUUUAAUCACAUUUACUAUUGGUCCACAAAUACAUCCUAAUGCUAGGAUAAUAAACUUGUCUCUGACUUCUGUUUUUCCUCCCAUGUUGAAUCCAAUUAUUUAUGUUUUACAAACACAAGAAAUCAAAAAUUCAAUGAAGAAAUUGUUAGAAAUGAGGAGAAAAUCCAGAAUCAUGGUAAAGUGAGAUCUAAAUGAAGUAACAAGGAGAAAUUGAGACGCACUGAUGUUUAGCAGAUAAAGAACAUGUGUGUUUUUCAGAAGUCACAAAUUGGGUGUGGACAUUCAGUGAAGAAAGAAUUAAAAAAAGUCAAAACAUUUUUCAUUGUAUUGAUUUUUUUUUUAUUACACAGAACUGUGAGACUGACAUUUCAAAGAAGACAUUGAAGGCCUUUAAAGUGUGUUUAGCCGAUUGCCUUAAAUAAUUCAUGCCACUAAAAGUCAUUUUGGAUCAUCUUUUAUUUUUGCUUUUUAUGUGUGUGUUGUAUGCUUAUGCGUGUUUAUGUAUUUAGCAGACGCUUUUGUCCAAAGCGACUUACAAGUGAUAAUCGGCAUGUUGCCCUUGAGGCUAACAACAACAAUAACAACAACUUGCCAUCAAUCAUGGAGAGGAGGGAACAAAGGAGUGGACGGUAGAGAGGGGGGUGGGUGCAGGGAAGGUGCUAGUUAAGAAGAUGCUCUCUGAAGAGCAGGGUCCUCAGGAGUUUCUUGAAAAUUGAAAAGGAAGCCCCUGUUCUGGUAGUGCUUGGAAGGUUAGCAAUUUGAAUUUGAUGCGUGAAGCUAGCGGUAGCCAGUGGAGCUCAAUGAACAGAGGAGUGACGUGUGCUCUUUUUGGCUGGUGUUUUAUGUCUGUGUUAUUUUUUCAGAUGAAAAAGUUUAAACAUGAUCCUUUUUAAGUUUGUGUACUGGAUUAAUAUAGCUUAGCAACAUUAUAAAUGUGCAUGUUACUUGCCAUUUAUUG